Molecule: messenger RNA, 1517 nt
Organism: Sphaeroforma arctica JP610
Lineage: Eukaryota; Ichthyosporea; Ichthyophonida
Exons: 1
Coding region: 81-425 (114 amino acids)
Source: RefSeq, a predicted model, not a curated record
GUUGAUACUUUGUGGUAUAUGAGUACUAUUGUUCUGCUGGGACCUAUCUUAAUACCGACAAGUAAUAGUUAAUAGGCUCCAUGGGUAAGAACGGCAAUGCGGAUCGUGCUGGCCGCUCUACAGCCUGGGCUCGAACGUACAAGGACGAGAAGAGAAAGGCUGGCGUGCGUACACAUCUAGCUAAGCGCGCGGAUGCGGGCAAGCUGAGUGAAGCACAGCGUGAACAACAGUUGUUGCAGGAGAAACGCGAGGCUAAAGAGGCUAAGGCCAAGGCGUUCUUGGAGCAGGAGGCGUUGUGGGCUAGUAUGUAUGAGAGUAGAGUUGAAGACCAAGAUGGAGACCACAAUGAAGAGGAUCAGAUAGAUGACCUGAAUGUUGGACCAACGGAUCAGUGUGAUCAUCAUCGAACCAGGGUGAUCAUUUAGAUGGUGCAGCGGUAGUCGAGAGUGGUCCUGUACAUGAUCGCGGGGAGAUUCAGGCUAGUGGGAUAGUAGAUCAAGGAGAAUAUCGGAUUAAGGAUGCUGGGCAAUAGCAGAGGACGUAUCUAGAAGUUACGGACGCCAGCAAGUGAAUGGGGUGGGCAAUCGAGUAGUCCAGGGCGAUAGUACAGGCACCCGGGCCUAUGAACAGUCUGGUAGGAAGGUGGAGCAGGGGCACGAACCGGUCAGUAUAGUUAGAAAGGAUCAGGGCUUUGGUCCGGUUAGUAAGAUAUGGAAGCAAUUAGAGGAUGACGAGAGUGUACCUGAGGAUACGGUCGUAUCCAUGGUUACGGACUUGGCUUCUGUGAAGUUGUCGGAGGUCACUGCUAAGUGACACACUGAUUACGAUCACUUGUAGGGUACGCUCUUCCAGCACGAGGUGUCCAGUGCAGUCCAGUACCAGGUUCAGUGAUUCUAGGUCGAAAGUUGUCCUAAUGCCUUCUAUAGUGUAUCCCUACCUCAGUAGUAGUCAGCUGUGCAACGGCUAUAUAAACCCCCCACAAAUAUACCAAUCAAGUGACCAAUGAUAGGUGUGAGUUUGGACCGGGGGUGAACUUUCGGACAUACCUCCCAGACCCGUCCUAUGUGCGUGAGCCAGGUCACACCUUACAGGCGAAUCGGCAGACGAAUUGGAAUGUUCGAAAUCAGUUGGUGGUCCUAUAGAAGUACUUCGGAAUGGGUUAGGUAUCUUUCAGUGUCGUAUCAUCGUACAGCCACCAUAAGCGCUGCAUAAAAUAACGAGUGAUGUUAGCAUGGAUACGCCCACAGCGACCCGGUGAGCAGCGUCCGUAUCACGGAGCCUGAGUAUCGGAUCAAUUAGUCAGACACCACCAUCCAUUGGGCAGCGGGGAAAGCCUGGUUGUGGUGCCGUGGGUUUUGAUUGGUGUAGAGCACAUCUCUCAGCCAACACCGUAUCCAGUAUAUAGCCUUGGCCAUAGCCCCGGUAUUUAAUUUAGGGCAGCGCCAGGAGGAGCUGUGGUCUGAGAAAGAAUAACUGCGAGGUGCAGUAUGCCAACACUGUAUACCCUGGCCAACCUG